Messenger RNA from Rosa chinensis, 1205 nucleotides. Its product is annotated as plasmodesmata-located protein 8. The record is from RefSeq and is a predicted model, not a curated record. Lineage: Eukaryota; Viridiplantae; Streptophyta; Magnoliopsida; Rosales; Rosaceae. The coding region runs from base 42 to 914 and encodes 290 amino acids. The transcript is spliced from 3 exons. Gene Ontology annotation, cellular component: plasmodesma.
CAAUAGAAAUCCACCAAGUGAUAGCCAUAUUGGUACUCAUCAUGAGCAACCUUCACUUACACUCUUCCAUUUCCAAAACAAUCUUAGCCCUGCGAAUCUCUUCCCUUUUCUUUCUCUUUUCUUCACUCAAUACCACCCAUGGCUCCCCAAUCAAAGCUAACAUCUUCAUCUAUGCAGGCUGCUCACAAGAAAAGUACCAACCAAACUCACCCUUUGAAGCUAACCUCAACUCUUUCCUAACCUCAGUUGUUAGCUCAUCCUCUCAAGCCUCUUACAACGCCUUUUCUGUCGGAAACGGAACCUCAACAUCACCAGAAGGUGCCAUUUAUGGCUUGUACCAGUGCAGAGGUGACUUAAAGAUUUUUGACUGUUCGAAAUGCAUCGAAAGCGCGGUGAAUCAAGUCACUCUAGUCUGUCCCUACUCUUAUGGCGCCUCUUUGCAGUUACAAGGUUGUUAUGUUAGAUACGAGCAUGCUGAGUUUUUGGGCAAGCUUGAUACAAGUUUGAGGUACAAGAAAUGUAGUAAGACUGUACAUGAAGAUGUUGAGUUCUUUCGGAGAAGAGAUGACGUGCUAGCUGACUUGCAAGGGACUAGUGGAUUUAGGGUUAGUAGUUCAGGCUUGGUUGAGGGUUUUGCGCAGUGUUUGGGGGAUUUGAGCCAAAACGACUGCUCUUCUUGCGUCGCAGAUGCUGUGGGAAAGCUGAAGAGUUUGUGUGGGUCAGCAGCUGCGGUAGAUGUGUUCUUGGCUCAGUGUUAUGCUAGGUACUGGGCUUCUGGCUACUACGAUAUCUCAGAUUCCUCUAACGAAGACCAAGUGGGAAAGACUGUGGCCAUUAUCGUGGGGGUGGUAGCAAGUCUAGCUAUUCUCAUUGUUCUUCUAUCAGUUUGCCGGAAAACCAUGGGUCGUUAUUGAAUGGGUGGAGAGAUCUCUGGUUCCUUUCAAGAUAUGAGGAGAAUCAUGGUGAAAAUGAGGUCACACAUUGUUGGUCUUAAUAUUCUUAUCAAAAGCUAUUUGUCUUGUACUUUUUGGGUAUUUUAAUACCAAAUAGAUGGUUUCCACAAAAGAAGUGGGGUAAUUCUCUAGCACAAAGUGGCUGGCUAAGUAGCUAGCACUCUAAUCUUUAUCUACUUCAAAAGGGCUGUCGAUUCCUCUAACUUCUUAAUGUCCUGCAAAAAAUCAAUCUCUUUUUCCAUUUUCUACGCU